AUGCUGGGUGGUGAGUUGGGGGUUGUUGGCGUCGGGUGGCGCAUUAUAGGUCAGGUGAAGGUGGUGGUCGAGGCCAUCUGUGGGAGGCGAAAAAGGCGAGGCAGGUGGAGGAUGGCUGGCGACAGCCGGAGUGAGGAGGGUGGCGGAACAAGGUCAAGAGGGCGGGUCAGUGAAGGUGUUGGAGGCGGUUGGAGGGACAUUUUGGAGGCGCAAGAGGGGCGUGGUGGGAGGCGUCGGCAGCCGCAAUGCACUGAAAGGAGGGAUGAAGGAGGGCGUUUGGGAGUGACGGGGAGGCGACAAACGGAGAAGGGAGAUGACAAAGCAGCGAGUGGCAAGUUUGGUGUGGCUGCCGUUAAGCAUAACCUAAACCUAAACCUUGAAAUUGAAGGUGACGCCGGUAGUACUUCUACGUCGAAUGUGAGUUUGCUACUGGAUGGCUAA
Messenger RNA from Babesia ovata, 441 nucleotides. Its product is annotated as probable C-mannosyltransferase DPY19L4, putative. Bases 1 to 441 code for a protein of 146 amino acids. The transcript has 3 exons. NCBI's taxonomy places the organism in Eukaryota, Apicomplexa, Aconoidasida, Piroplasmida, Babesiidae. The record is from RefSeq and is a predicted model, not a curated record.